Molecule: messenger RNA, 2979 nt
Organism: Paracoccidioides lutzii Pb01
Exons: 3
Coding region: 1-2979 (992 amino acids)
Biological process (GO): regulation of transcription by RNA polymerase II; DNA-templated transcription
Cellular component (GO): chromatin
Molecular function (GO): zinc ion binding; DNA-binding transcription factor activity, RNA polymerase II-specific; RNA polymerase II cis-regulatory region sequence-specific DNA binding
Source: RefSeq, a predicted model, not a curated record
AUGUCUCAAGUGGGCGAGCUGGUGGCUCCGUGCUCACCUCCGCCGGAGAAACCUUUCACAGAGAAAGCUCAUGUCUGCUCAUACUCAGGCUGCAACAAGAGAUUCACGCGCGCAGAGCAUCUUCGACGGCACGCAUUGAACCACAAGAAUGAAGACAACACCUGCGAGAGAUGUGGUGUCCAUUUCAAUAGACCGGAUUUACUGGGAAGGCAUCUGGCGCGCCAUGCAAAGAGGGACGAGGAGGCUGGCGGCCCUGGACUGGGUGUGCUCGAAACCCGCAAGAGAACCCGCCGCGGGCCCGAUGGCACUAUUAUCACACGGCCAACCAAAAAGCAAGCCCGGGCGGCAAUGGCAGCCAGAUCCAUGGCUUCGACAGUCUCCUCCAUUCCAGCCUCUGAUGGCAAGAAUUCGGCGGCUGCGCAGAUUCUGUCAUCGUCAUCUUCAUCUUCAAUUCGAAGCUUCAAUCGCAAUAGCGUUAGCUCCCAUGAUACUCCAGAUGGCGUGUCAGCUCUCACCACGCCGCCUUCCAUGAGCAGUGACAUGAAUUAUCAUGGCCUGGAUCACGGUGCUGUUUCCUGCGCACCUGUGUCCCCGCCUACCUCUGCACAUCACUCGUGCUCGAGUGUCAAUUUGGAUAGUGGUCCACGCGAUACUACCUGUCUUCCAGUUGACCAUUCAGAUCCGCUUAUAGCGCCCAUGAUGCCGGGCGGGCCGUAUGAGCCGUAUGUCGAGCCAAUCCCUGGCCAGUUUGAUGCCGCAGAUGGUUCGUGGCAGCCUCAAGAUCCAGGACCCAACCCGGACUAUGAGGAUUUAUUUGAUUUAGAUACUGCAACCUCCUUCAACAUGCCCUUCGCCGCUACACAUAACUACAACUGGCUUUUCGAUGUGCCGUCCCUGGAUGACGCCUUCAACCAUAAUGACCUCUUUCUGGCCAUGGACAUCGUGAAUUUUGCAGAACCAGUCCCUGACAUGUGGUCGCAGCCACAUCAGCGCCAUGAGGAAUUUUUAAACCAACCUCUCUAUUCAUCAGCAAAUGCAGGAAACGUGGAUUACCAAGGAAAUCCGCAGUACAACGAGGCGAUGACCGAUAAUUCGGACAGCAACUUUAUCUCCGGCUCCCGUGGCGCGCUUUCUGGGGGUGUUCCCAGCGCAGAAACUCCUGUAAAUCAUGGUCAACCGACCCCUGAGUCCGCCCGGAGUUCCACUACUCAACCCAAUGUUUCCGAUCAGAUUCCCACAUCUAAAUUCAGCGACAUGGAUUGGAUGGGUCAAAACACCCCUAUGGAAAUUGUUUCUCAGCGGUUGCCACAAAUAAGUGAAGCUGCGAGAGCUGGAUUACUACAUAUGAUCUCCCAGUUACAGCCGAUGACUGUAGAAGGAAACCGAAUCGAGCUCUCAUCACCCCUUCUCUCCAUCAACGCCCUCCAAACGUAUAGUGAUCUUUUCUUUACGAAAUUCAAUACGUUUUAUCCACUAAUCCAUCAGCCAACCUGUGAUCCGGACCGAAUUGACAAAUUGCUUCUUGCUGCCAUAAUUUCAAUGGGAGCUACCUACAGCAGCAGAGAGGCGCAUCAGCUAGCUGUCGGAAUGCAUGACUCCUUGCGGAAUCAACUGUUCUCUCAUCCAUCUUUUUCAUCACAGCCCGAUCUAUGGGUCCUUCAAGCCAUGAUUUUAAUCGAUUGCUUUGGGAAACAACGAGCUGGCCAGAAGCAGCGUGAUAUGUCUCAAUUAUUCCAUUGUGUUCUCAUCAAGCUCAUCCGCCGAAGCACAUGCCCUAUCACCCGAACUCAGCCUCCUGUUCAACGGCCGGACGACCUCGACUCCGCCUGGAAGCAUGCAAUGGACCUUGAGCAGAGAAAACGGCUUGCCAUGCUUUGCUUCAUGUGGGAUACUCAGCAUGCGGUACUCUUCUCUCAAUCCCUUUGCAUGUCAGCUUUCGAAAUCCGGUCCUCCUUGCCAUGCGAUAGCGCGACAUGGGAGGCCAGGACAGCAGAAGAGUGGUUCGAGCACGCCCGUACGGAGACAACGCACAGUCCAUUCCUGUCCGUGCUGAAAGCAUAUAUUACCCCCAACACCACUCGCCGCCCACGACACCUGAACGCAUUGUCCAGAAUAGUCCUCCUCCACGGCCUAAUGUCCAUUGCCUCAGAUCUCAGACGUCGUGACCAAACAACCCUCCGCUCCGAAACCCCUAACCUAGUCGGCGCUUGGAAAGCCCGUGUCAGCCGCUCCUAUGACCUGUGGAAAUCCGACUUCGACGCAGACUGCAUGACCAUGAAACUCAGCCAGGCCUCCGAUCCGCGGAAAUUCGUGGGCCUGAAAACAGCCACGCACGUCUUGUAUCACGCAGCCCACAUUACGCUCAAUGUCGAAGUGCUCGAUUUGCAGAUAUAUGCUGGCGCCCCGCAUAUUCUGGGCCGGGUGGUGACGGCGGGUGACUUCGAGAGAUCGCAGCGGGUUGUCACGCGGUGGUUGAAUGAGGAUCCGCGCUCAGCAGCGAAGGCGACGAGGCAUGCUUCGUAUAUUCUGCAGGAUGCCAUUAUGAACUUGAACGAUUGGGACGAGACGGACGUUUUCCAUUACCCAUGGUGCCUGUAUCUAGCUACGUUGACGUGUUGGGCAUUCCAUCUGCCUACGUCCUCGUCCUCGUCCUCGUCCUCAUUGUCAUCGCCCCCUUCAUCAUCGGUGGACAGUGUGCCAAAUAGUGGACAGCAGCAGCAGCAGCAGCCGCCCAAGUCUCCAAACAUGUCUGGUUCCACCUCCACUUCCCUGACUGCCCGCAAUAAAACGACCACCCUCGUCGUAGCGAUGACGACGUGCAACACGCUCGAAGAGCUGUCCGCGCUCGCGGGGAAGUUCGAUACGACCGGUUUAACAUCCAUCAUGAGUCAGCAGCUGGCUAGUGUGCGUUGGGCGGUGGUGCAUGAUGCUAUGCAGGUGCUGGUGAAUUUAUCGAGCAAGGGACCGGGGAAAGGGUGA